This is a messenger RNA of Peromyscus californicus insignis, 219 nucleotides long. Its product is annotated as small proline-rich protein 2E. The record is from RefSeq and is a predicted model, not a curated record. The transcript has 2 exons. Bases 1 to 219 code for a protein of 72 amino acids. Gene Ontology annotation, cellular component: cornified envelope. NCBI's taxonomy places the organism in Eukaryota, Metazoa, Chordata, Mammalia, Rodentia, Cricetidae.
AUGUCUUACCAACAACAACAGUGCAAGCAGCCCUGCCAGCCUCCUCCUCCUUGUCCUCCCCCUAAGUGCCCAGAGCCUUGUCCUCCUCCACAGUGCCCAGAGCCUUGUCCUCCCCCAAAGUGCCCAGAGCCCUGCCCCCCUCAGCCAUGCCAGCAGAAAUGUCCUCCUGUGCAACCUCCUCCAGCCUGCCAGCAGAAGUGCCCACCCAAGAGCAAGUGA